AUGGCCCCCAAAAUCGACAGUGCCGCUACGCUGUCGCGUCUGGGAAGUGUGGACAUUUGUCCACUGCCCCUUGGGGCCAACCAAGACGAUGAUAUGAGGGCUCCCCUGGACCUAGAAGGCGCUUCCGAAAUCGCUCAUAUGACCUAUGCCUUGGUCAACACAGGUCAUCACUAUCCGCCCUUGGACACUGAAGCGAUGCUGGAAGAUGCUGAAGUGGUGAAUUUGGUACAUCGGGUGGCCGUUUUUCUGGGCAGUGCAGAGGCCUAUGACAAGAUCUGCCAGGAUGUUUUUCUCCAACAUGCCUCUGUUGAAGGAGAUAUGGAAAGCCAACUGCCUUUGACCUCCAUCCACGGGGUCUUUGAACGCCUCAAGAUCCCACCAGAGCAUUUGAUCAUUUUCGAGACGGUCUUGCGAAAGGAGACGAACUUUAAACGAAAGCCGGAGAAGAUACCCUACGAUCUGUUUCAUCAAGUCUUGAUCAAAGUCCUACGGCGCAUCAGGGACACCUACUGCAUUCGUAUUCAAAGAGGACAGUUUGUGACACGAAAGACCAGGCGUUUGGAGGAUGAGUACAUGCGCGAAAGCGACUGUGGACGAGGAUGCUUUGGUGAGUGUUUCUGGGUGAAGCAUAAGGCCACCGGAUUUCGCCGAGUUGCAAAGCGGAUUGCCAAGAAGCGGAGCCAGGUUCCCAAAGAAGAAGUGGAGGAUGAAAUGAACAUCUUGCGAAAGCUUGAUCACCCGAACAUUGUCAGACUCUUCGAAUGGUUCGAGGCAGACGACGACUUUCUUUUGGUGAUGGAAGGUGCACGGGCGGGAGAUCUGGGCCGGGCCCUGCAACGAGCCAAGCAGGAGGGACACAGAGGGCUCCAGGAGAAUGUGGUGCGAGUUCUGAUUCAGCAAGCCCUUGAUGCCUUAGUCUACAUCCAUUCAGAGAAGGUGAUCCACCGGGAUGUGAAACCCGCUAAUAUGAUCUUGACGAAAUUAGACCAGUUCCCUCCCCAUUUACUCCUAGCAGAUUUCGGAAUUGCUACUGUAUUUCAACCGGAUGCACCUGCAGCGGCGUCAAGGGGGCCAACAGGGACUUAUGCGUACAUGGCACCCGAAUGCUAUGACAACAACGUCACGCCCAAGGUUGACGUUUGGGCUCUCGGGAUAGUUGCAUAUGAAUGUCUUUGUGGACACCGACCUUUUGGCGACUCUCAAUUUGUGGUGGAGUAUGAAAGUCGCCACGAACCUCGUCCGGUGGACAUGAAGGCCAUCGUUGACAUAGGCAUCAGCCAGGCUGCGGUGAAAUUCAUCUCUUGGCUCUUGGAGAAACAGGAGGCAUGGCGGCCAUCCUCUGAAGAGGCGCAGAAGGAGUUCAAUUGGCCGGAGGUGGCACAACCUGAUGGCUACGUGACUUCACUCAUUGGCUUCAGCAAGAAGAGCACCUUCUCCAAGGCCGUCUAUCUCUGUGCCGCCAGUCAGCUGGACACCUCCAAAUUGGAUGGCUUGAAUGAGAUGUUCAAACGCUUGGAUACGGACCGCAAUGGCAAGCUGUCCAUGCAGGAGUUCAAAGAGGGUUUGAGGCAAGUGUUGGAUCCAGAAUCCAUUGAAAAGAUGGUGGAUGCUCUUGACAUGGAUCACAGUGGCAGUGCAGACUAUUCGGAAUUUAUCGCAGGAUGUUUGGAUGCCCACACUGAUUUGAUUGAGAGCGCUUUGUCUCAUGUCUUUCACGUCUUUGACAUCAACGGAGACGGCAAGAUCUCUCUGAAAGAGCUCUCCUCGAUCCUCACUUCUGAUGGAUCUCUUUCAAUCGUGCUUCCUGAAGGGAAGACGGUAGAAGAGUUCAUGAAGGAGAUUGACGCUUCACAAGAUGGAUUCAUUAGCUUUGACGAGCUGAAGGAAUACCUCAAAAGGGAAGCAGCGGCCUCCAGUGCACUGCCAAGCAAGGCGUUGGUUCGCCCAGCGGAACGUUGCCUGGCCAUGGAUUUGGGAGGGUGGGGUUGGCCGGCCAAUCGAACCAUGUGGAGCCAUGUUCAGUUCAUGUUGAAUCAUGUUGAACUCCAUCCAGUAACCGAUGCUCACAUCUCCAAAUCUUCCACAGCUUCUCAGCCCAACGAAGCAUUUGAUGACAAUUUGAUGACUAUUUGA
Molecule: messenger RNA, 2133 nt
Organism: Cladocopium goreaui
Lineage: Eukaryota; Dinophyceae; Suessiales; Symbiodiniaceae
Source: the annotation of a GenBank genome assembly